This is a messenger RNA of Funneliformis caledonium, 457 nucleotides long. The record is from the annotation of a GenBank genome assembly. NCBI's taxonomy places the organism in Eukaryota, Fungi, Glomeromycota, Glomeromycetes, Glomerales, Glomeraceae.
UGCUUUACCAGAUAAAUAUACUGUGAAACUUUUUCUUAAUAGAUUAAGGAAGAAUAUCAUUCUUUCUGUAGUAUUUACUUAUCCUAAAAAUGUAGAUGAAGCUAUUAAAGCAGCUAAAUAUAUUGAGAGUGGUCAAUAUUAUAAACAACAAUCUCCUGUAUCAACUCAAAUAAGUGAAAGUAAUAAUGAUACAAAAGCUUGGAAUAAAAAGGAUAUUAUUUGUUACCAUUAUCAAGAAAAAGGACAUUAUUCAAAGGAAUGCAUAUCUGAAAAACCAGUGUAUCAAAGAAAAUCUAAUAAAAGAGAAGCUAGUUAUGUUAGAUUAGAAGUAGAAAGGAAAAGACAAUCUGAAUCCAGAAAAGAAUUAAUCUUGAGAAGCAGAAAUUCUAUUGAUGAAUUUAUGGAAGUAGAAACUCCACAAAUUAUUACCCCUACUCUAAAAAAGAAAGUCAAAUGA